AUGUUGCCACGUCCAGGCUUGAACAACGUCGCGCAGGCUCUGGUCCCCCGUGGCGUGUUCGACGAUGUUUUCUUCAUGAACCAGCUCCUCGAUGGCUUCAGGAAGAUGCAGGGUUCGCUUUUCCCAUCUGCUAAGAUGAUCCAAGACGCCUACGUAAAGGGGGGUCUCUCUCCACCUCGCCAAUCAACCGUCCGCUACCAUAAGGCUGCCGUUAAUUGUCUGACGACGGAAGGAUUCCAGGCGCUGCAGCGGAUCCAAGAGAGAUCUCACGAAGACCCCUCCAUCCACAUGGCGUCCCUUACGUGGACCACUCUCAGCCACAGCGCGUUUGGUGAAGCCGGUCAGACCAGUGGUGCGAUUCAAGCUCUUAUGCUCGAACACAUGGUUAGGUUCCGCUCCUCAUCCGACAACUCGAAGGCGCUAACGGGCGAUGAUCUACCUGACGUCGCCAAACUCGCUCACGAUGCACAUGACUUCAUGGAACGGACUGAGGCGGCAUUCGGCGCUCGUAGCGAGUGGUCCCCCGAGCUCGCAGUGCUGGUAGAAAAGUACGCCUACGUCCAGUCAGGCGCUCUCGAGACAAUUGUCCGCCCAUGGAUGAAAAAGCGGGAUGACGAGGCGAACGAACUCAGCAGCAAAUUGCCCGGCGACCGACGUUUGUCCGACGACCACUUCCACGUCAUCUCCGCCGCGAAACCCCUCGGCCGCAUCCACAAGGCUGCCACUAAGAGUAAGACAGAACCGUCGACAACCCACUACGAGACAUUCCAGAAGCGGUUUCAGGAAGUCAUGCUCGCCUACAACAUUUCCGAGCUCGUCGCCGACACUUCAUCCAGUCAAGGCUCGACGGAGGGCGACAAUGGAGUUGAGGCGACGGGGACUGGCGUCAGAAGCGGCGCGGGGGGCGGGGAGGAAGGCGAACAAACCUCUGACGGAGAAGAUGGGGAUGUUGGGGGCGGAGAGGACGGAGACUUCGGAGACGGAGAGGGAGACAUGGAUGAAGAGGGUGCGGGUGAUGAGGGAGGAAACGGCGAAGAUUACGACACCACCCCGCGGACCGGAAAUGUAAAGGGGAAGCGGAAGGGGAAGCGGAAGGGGAAGGAGAAGGCCAAAGGACAGGAGAAAGACAACGAAGGCACGGUGGUGAAGGCCAGGCAAGCGAGUCGGCGCAAGUCCACCGGUCACGGAGGGCUGCUGUUGACGCCGGCGACUGUUGAAGACGUGGAGGAGUGCAUGGCGCAAAACUUCGUCGUGCACGAGGAGUACAGCCUGCUCGAUAUGGAUCGCGAUGAGCAGGCUGCCAUCGACCUCCGCAGACGGGCCAAGUUGGUCUUGCUCAACGUCGGCGCAUUCCAGGGGUGUAAGGCCGACGACGACAGGCUCGCAGACCUCAUCUACAAUGUCCGGCACAGCAUGAUAUGCCCGCGGGGAACCAUGGCUUUCCUGGUCCCCCAUCCGUGGUUCGAGAAUGGACACCACCUGCAAGCCGCACUCACAGCUAAGGGCAUGCGCGUGGUUAUCGAGGAGAUCAUGCUGACUCUGGUGUACUCCUCUCCUAGGGCAGGACGCCCUGCGUCCGCUGCCAACGGUCAUCUGAAGUUUAGCCAGGACGCGGUCAUGCUCGUACAUCUGACCUCUUUUUCAUCCAGCAACUCGCCGACGGAUGGUUUCACUGUGAACGAGAAAGUGACGACGGACGACCUGUACGGGAACAGCACGGCGGCCAGUGUAACAUCCCAGUGUUCGUCGAUCCUCACAGACAUCCAACACCCCGGGAAAGGCGUGGACUGGCCCAAGGCUUUGAUGUUCCUCGUGAACAGAUACUCGCGUCAAGGCGACACCGUCUUACUAUUCGGCGCGGAACACAACACCAGAGUGGAAACUGCUAUUACACGCGGUCGGAAGGUUGAGGCCUUCGUCGCAUCGCCUGAGGCGGCGGUGAAAGUGGAGGCUAGGACCGAGAUCGCAUUCCAAACGGCGUAUGCGCAGGGGAUUUUUAAGGUGCGCACCGGGUAG
Ectocarpus sp. CCAP 1310/34 is the source of this 2016-nucleotide messenger RNA. The record is from the annotation of a GenBank genome assembly. Lineage: Eukaryota; Phaeophyceae; Ectocarpales; Ectocarpaceae.